Messenger RNA from Anolis carolinensis (green anole), 3864 nucleotides. It is a transcript of the gene nxpe3, whose product is annotated as neurexophilin and PC-esterase domain family member 3. The record is from RefSeq and is a predicted model, not a curated record. Bases 303 to 2135 code for a protein of 610 amino acids. The transcript has 7 exons. NCBI's taxonomy places the organism in Eukaryota, Metazoa, Chordata, Lepidosauria, Squamata, Anolidae.
GAGGUGGGCGAGGCCAGCGUGGGGGAGAGAGAGAGCAGCUUCUCUGCUGUCUCUAUUUGCCUCUUGAAGGAGGGGGAGGAAGAGAGCAAGAGGAGAGGGAUACUGGGCACUGCUGGAAAUCCUGGGCCUCUGAGUGGGCUCUGUUUUUGGAGCAGGAUAUGUAUAUUCAAAGGAAGAUGCAAUGCAGCAGAAGGCUCCUGGUGACUUUGCUUGUGUGAAACCAAGCAACAAUGACAUUGGUGCCUGCAGAGCAUGGGCAAUGUGGCAGCAUCUUACGUGAGUGAAAGAGAGAGGAAAGGAUCAUGUGGCCCACUUACUCCAGAAUACAAAUUUUGUGCUUGGUUCUAACAGUGCUGGCUAUCCUAGGUUUUGUUCAUAACUUUUAUCAGGUCGAGGUUUUGGAUGCAGACAUGGAGGAAGAGGGUUUUGAACCUGCUGUAGGAGAUGUAGCACUGAACACUCCAACUGCUCUAGGAGAACAGCUUGCUUCAGAACAGGUCAUACAGACUACAACAGAUUUAAAGUGGUUGAUAGAAGACGAUUACCAGCAGCCUUCAUCACAGUGGACUAAAAUACCCAGAAAGUUGUAUUGCGGCUAUGAACAGCAAGUUUUGUCCACAAGAGAACGAGAGGAAGAAGAGGCUUUAUUUGCAUCUUUACAGUGGCCCAAACCUCAUGCGGACAAUAUCCCCUUUGUCAGGAGUACAGACCCGUCCCUUAGCAGCUUUGUAAUACUGAAUCCUCAUAAGCAGUACAAAGUUGGAGAUCAACUGGAGGUACUGGUUCACAUGCAGGAUUAUGAAGGGCGGCCAAAGCAGUACGGUGGAGACUACCUUCAAACAAGAAUCCAUUCUGCUCCUCUUAAAGCUGGGGCCAUUGGAAGAAUUUUAGAUUACCAAAAUGGAACCUACAGGCUUUUUUUCACUUUACUCUGGGCAGGAGAAGUCAUGGUAUCUGUGUCUUUGGUCCACCCAAGUGAAGGGAUCCAAGUCUUGCAACGUUUACGAGAGGAAAAACCAGACAGGGCCUAUUUUAAAAGCCUGUUCAAAUCAGGGAGGAUUUCAGAAGCUACAGAGUGCAAUGUGUGUUUGCAUGGAGAUAUGCCAGUCUGCAACUUUACAGAUCCCUACACAGGGGAGCCAUGGUUUUGCUACAAGCCAAGAAAACUCUCCUGUGCCACCAGAAUCAACCAUUACAAGGGGGGAUAUCAAAAGGGCCUUGUGACCUCAGAGGAGGGUCGACUUUUCCAAAGUGGUGUGAAUAUCAAAGUGCCAAUAUCCUCAAAUGGCCCUGAUACUGUGAUUGUGAGGCCCUUGAAACAUGCAGAGAUGGACAAUCUAGAAAGAUCGCAAAAGCCUGAUAUAUUCCCUUCUGGCCAUUUUUACCAGGAUGAAUGGCAACCAAGAACACAAUGGAUUCGUCAUUUUAACAAGUCAUCAGAGGUCAUUGAAUGUUUACAGGAUAAACUUAUCCACUUGUUUGGGGACUCUACAAUCAGGCAGUGGUUUGAAUAUCUAACAGCAUUUGUUCCAGAUAUCAUGGAAUUAAAUCUCGGGAGCGCUCGAAAGAUUGGUCCUUUCAUGGCUGUUGACCCAAAGCAUAACAUCCUCCUGAAAUUCCGCUGCCAUGGCCCUCCUAUACGGUUUUUCACAGUUUUUAGCAGCGAGCUGCACUACAUUGCCAAUGAGCUCAACCGCAUUGUUGGUGGGAAGAAUACUGUGAUAGCCAUAACUAUCUGGUCUCACUUUAGCACUUUUCCAGUAGAAGUGUAUAUCAGGAGAUUGAGAAACAUUCGCAGGUCAAUCAUCCGACUUUUGGAUCGGAGUCCCAAAACUCAGAUAGUUAUCAAAACUGCCAAUGUCCAAGAGCUUGGGCCAGAGGUGAGCCUUUUCAACAGUGACUGGUAUUCUGUUCAGCUUGACAUAAUCAUGAGGAAAAUGUUCUCAGGAAUUGGAGUACAUUUUGUGGAUGCUUGGGAGAUGUCGCUAGCACAUUAUUUGCCGCACAAACUACACCCAGAUGAUGUCAUUGUCAAAAACCAACUGGAUGCUUUCUUAUCUUUUGUGUGCCCACCUGAAACGCCCUAUAACUUCUUAAGGGGAAUACAUAAUCAAAUGUCAAAUCUUUUUUUGUAGUUCAGUGUCAAAUACAUCUUCUGGAGUUGCUGCUUUAACAUGAGUUACUACUGAUUUUGGUGCCCACAACCUACAUCUAAUCUGCACAGUAUUCAUAUUUCCAGUGUUUGGGGACCAAGUUUUGAAAUCACUUUUGUUCAGACACAAACCACUUUACAAGACAGCUCUAUGUGUAGGUGUCCAAAGUUCCACUUGUCACAAUUAUCAUGGUGGGAGAAGAAAGCUGUUUUCAAAAGGAAAGGGACUACAAAAGUACUGAGGGCCUGAAAGCUUUGUUGUCAGGGCAUUUGGGUUGAAAAGACUGCUGCUGACUCACUGGUUCAUAACUGAAAACAGCCGCCAUCCUGUGCUUAACCCUAUAAGACAGCCUGCCUUGUCUUAUGGAGACCUGGUUAGAAAAUACUGAUGAACGUAUAAGAAUUUCACCCUGGGUUUUCCAUGCAGCGACCAUUUGAAGUUCUACUCUAUGGGAGUGGUACUGGAAAAGGUGGUGGUGGGGGACUUCCUUGCCACCAUUCUGUGCAUGGAUAGUUUUCUCAUACAGUAUUUUCAGGUGGCCAGAGGCUUAUCGUUUCUUGCAGAAGUAGUCAUCUUCUUUUGACUCCUCCCCAUUUUGUUGUGAAAUGACCAGGAUUUAAUUCUCCGUGCUUCUAUAAAACUGAGCUUUGUGGAGUAUCCAGGUGAUAUUUGUCCAGUGAGUGAUUUUUCCCAUUUCACUUGUGGAUCUCUCUAGUUUCUGAAUUCCCACUGGUCUUUUGGUUGCUUUUCUGACUAAAGUUCUCACUGAGUUUGCAUGGGCAGUCUUCUCUAGGCAGAAUCACAGUAGAGCCAUAUUAUUUUCCAUUGUGUAAUAAUAGAUUUAAUAGUGCUCUGUAGCAUGUUCAUAGCAUGGGACAUAUUUUCAGAACCCAACCCCAACUAGAAAUUCUGCAAAGCUUUCUCCUGUGCUUGGUACGAUAGUUCCUUGGUUUUCAUGCCAGAACUUAUUCAGGUGUAUCAGAGCUAAGCAAGGUAAAGAGCUAAAUCCCUAGGCAGCCACCAAGUGCCAGUUGUUCUUGUUUACUGUGCCACAAUAAAAAUAUUUUGUACCUUCACAGUGUUGUUUCGCUGGUGUAAAUCAAUUGGUAACAAUACCACUUACAUCUAUUUCAGUUUUGUAACACUACAGCAUGUGGAAACGUGAGAGUGAAUACUUCUGUGAAGUACUAUAUAUUACACGUUGGUCAACAGGAAGGAAACUGACUGUACAAGAGCCAUUGCUUUCUGCAGACAUGAUGCAGAUAAAAGUACAACUUUAGAUGGUUCAUGGGUAUUUUCUAAAAAAGUUUUUUAAGGAACUUGACUGAGAUUUGACUGAGAGAUGGAACAAUUUAAGGCUAGAUAUAGACUACAAUAGGAACUUGCCUAAGCUAAAUCUAGACAAUUUUGUGUUAGAAGAAUGCCAUGUGAUAGUUUAAGGACAGAUCUACUGAGAGCACACUGAAGGGAUUCCAGUGCACUGAGCUGUUUACUAUGUAUUAUCGAAGCUUAUUGUGUAUAAAGUUAGGCUCAGAACAUGUUAUUGCUGAUGCAUACAUAAACCGAAUUUUGAAUUUUGUUUUUUCCCGAGCUUGAUAUUAUUUCUAUUUGUUGUCGAAGGCUUUCAGGGCUGAAAUCACUGGGUUGCUGUGAGUUUUCUGGGCUGUAUGGCCAUGUUCCAUAAAUAAAUUUCUAUUUAUUUAACACUUUA